This is a messenger RNA of Phyllopteryx taeniolatus (common seadragon), 7269 nucleotides long. RefSeq names its product sperm associated antigen 9a (gene spag9a). Gene Ontology annotation, cellular component: cytoplasm. The transcript is spliced from 30 exons. The record is from RefSeq and is a predicted model, not a curated record. The coding region runs from base 374 to 4294 and encodes 1306 amino acids. Lineage: Eukaryota; Metazoa; Chordata; Actinopteri; Syngnathiformes; Syngnathidae. Gene Ontology annotation, molecular function: MAP kinase scaffold activity; kinesin binding; JUN kinase binding. Gene Ontology annotation, biological process: vesicle-mediated transport.
GACACCUAAACGAAACUAAAAUUAAUGUAUCAUUUUGUAGGCAGAUGAUCUGAUGUUUCCAGCGUGGGCAUACGGCGUAUAGCGUAUGCGGUUCGUUUGUUCCCUUUUUGGAUUAUGGAAAAGCAGAGCUUCUGGAGUAGCUCCUGAAGGCACCAUGGGAAAAGAGGGGGAAAAAAAGAAAAAAAAAGAGGAAGAGCUCCACGUCGUCUCCUGCAUCGUAACGGGUCCGGUCUGGUCCGGUCGAGUAAUGGUCUCGGCGUGUCCACUUAUUCCAAGAAGCGGGUAAAUGUGUUCAUAGUGGCUGGGAAAACUGACAUAACAAACAUUCCUGUUUUGGAUAAAACGGAGAGGACUAAACAAAAACAAAAAAAAGAUGGAGCUGGAAGACGGAGUUGUGUACCAGGACGACCCGGGGACAUCAGCGAUGAUGUCUGAGCGGGUAUCGGGCCUGGCUAACUCCAUCUACCGCGAGUUCGAGAGGCUCAUCGGGAAGUACGACGAGGACGUGGUGAAGGAGCUCAUGCCGCUGGUGGUGGCCGUCCUGGAAAACCUCGACUCGGUGUUCGCGGAGAACCAGGAGCACGAAGUGGAGCUGGAGCUGCUCAAGGAGGACAACGAGCAGCUCAUCACCCAGUACGAGCGCGAGAAAGCGCUGAGGAAACACGCAGAGGAGAAGUUCAUUGAGUUCGAGGACACGCACGAGCAGGAGAAAAAGGACCUGCAGAACCAUGUGGACAGAAUGGAGUCCCACUCACGGCAACUUGAACUCAAGAUCAAGAACCACACUGACCAGAUCGGAAGGUUAGAAGAGCGAGAGGUGGACCUCAAGAAGGAAUACAACUCCCUCCAUCAGAGGCACACAGAGAUGAUCCAUAAUUAUAUGGAGCAUGUUGAGCGGAUCAAAAUGCAGCAGAGUGGUGAGACGUCGGAGCCGAGCGGUAUCGGCCGAGUCCGGAAAGAGCGUCCUCUUUCUUUGGGUAUCUUUCCAACAUCCGGCGGUGGGUCUCUGCUAAUUCCGGAUUCCCAGACCCGUGCAGUGACACCAAGCGCAGAGGCCUGGAGGUUCACCGAUGCAAACUCACAAACUCGGUCCACCAACAGCCUCCAGGAUGAGAUGUCGGACUUCACUGGCUCUAAGUCGGCCACUCCGAUGUCCACUACUGCCUCGGAAGUUGGGAGGGAAGAGGGGAACAGUAAGAGCACAGAGGUGCAAGCUGCACCAGGGACCAGAUCUGUAUCAGUUGGUUUACCUGAUAAUGAAGACAGCUCAGACGUGCAGGACAUAAUUGAGUCCACACCUGAGCUGGACAUGGAUCUGACUGGCUACAAGGGAUGCAGUACUCCGACCAAAGGGAUUGAGAAUAUGGCGUUUGACCGCAACACAGACUCUCUGUUUGAAGAGCUGUCAUCUGCAGGCACAGGGCUCAUCGGGGAUGUGGAUGAAGGUGCCGACCUGCUGGGUAUGGGCCGGGAGGUGGAAAAUCUCAUCCAGGAGAACUCCCAACUGCUUGAGAGAAAGAAUGCCCUGAACGUGGUGAAUAAAGACUUGAUAUUGAAAGUGGAUGAGCUGACGUGUGAGAAGGAGAUGCUUCAGGGCGAGCUGGAGGCCGUGCAGCAGGCCAAGACAAAGAUGGAGGACAAAAACCGAGAGUUGGAGGAGGAACUCAAAAAAGUGCGACUCGAGAUGGAGGAGGUGCUACAGAAAACAAAAGAAGAGGAAGAUAGCGACGUACCUACAGCCCAGAGGAAACGCUUCACCAGGGUGGAAAUGGCCCGAGUGUUGAUGGAAAGGAACCAGUACAAAGAGAGACUGAUGGAGCUACAGGAAGCUGUGCGGUGGACAGAGAUGAUCCGGGCCUCUAGGGAAAAUCCUGCUCUUACAGAGAAGAAGAAAUCCAGCAUCUGGCAGUUGUGUGACUGUGAGUGUGAAUGGCUGUUUGUUUAUGUGAUUGGCUGGCGACCAGUUCAGAGUGUACCCGGCCUCUCGCCCAGAGUCAGCAGAGAUAGGCUCCAGCACGCCCACGACCCUAGUGAGGAUAAGCGGUACGGGAAAAUUAAUGGCUUCAGCAGACUUUUUAGCUCCUCCUCCAGUACCCCUGCCAUAAAGAAGAUGGAGCCCCAGUCCCACGUAAAAUACAACACUCCAGGCAGCAUGGUGAAGCGAAGCAGCACAUUCUCCCAGUUCCCCACAGAGAAGUCCAAAACAUUCGACUUUCUCAACGAAGAAAAAGACCAGUGCAGUUCACCGUCACGCAAAGAGCAGAAGCGAGCCCAGUACAGACAGGUGAAAGCUCACAUGCAGAAAGAAGAUGGUCGAGUCACUGCACAUGGCUGGAGUCUGCCAAGCAAGUUCAAGGGGCCAAAUGGUGGACAAACGGAGAACAAAAUCAACCUGCCUGUGCCCGUGUAUUUGAGACCUUUGGAACAGAAAGAUGCUUCUUUGAAGCUUUGGUGUGCUGCUGGCGUCAACCUCUUUGGGGGGAGGACGUCACACCCCUCUGAGCUUGCAAAGCAGAUGAAGGGAUCUCAGAGUAGCCUGGACCAUUUGGAACAAGAAAACAAGGAUCAAGAGAAAGUUGACGAGUUGAUCCUUCAGGAUGAAUUGUCUAGUCGGGUGUGGGUGUGCACCAGCACCCACUCCUCCACCAAGGUCUUAGUGGUGGAUGCUGCUCAACCGUCUGACCUUGUUGACAGCUUCUAUGCCUGCAACACCCACGUCGUUUGCAUUGCCAGUGUGCCAGGUGUGUCAGAGUCCGAUUAUCCAGCCGGUGAGGAAGUACCUCAAGACAUGGAUGCAAACCAGGGUGACGUGGUCUCACUGGCCGGCAGCGUGGCCAGUGUGGGCUCAACAGGCAGCGACGGUACCCUGGCAGCUGAGGGGACCACCGCCAUCCCCCAGACAGCCAGCAUAGGUGGCCUCGACCAGCCAGCGGAACACAGCGCCGUCCCUGGCUCUGUGUCCACAGCUGAGCUGUCCAGGCAGACAAGCCAAGCGGAAGUUCCCACUGCUGAAGAGGCGACAGAGGCGACAGAGGCAAAUGCUGGCGGGAGCGAAGAAGGAGAGGAGGACCAUGGACCUGAGCAAAAUCAGCCUGGAAUCUACACAGAGCAUGUUUUCACUGACCCACUGGGGGUUAGGCCUGAUGAGACCUCACCUACCUACGUACAAAGCGGCUCUGUGACGUCCUUGCCAGAAGACUCUGACCCCUCAGCUCUGGAAGUCAAGAGGAUCAGCAGUGACCUCCCCACCAUGUGGCUGGGAGCUCAGAAUGGAUGUCUGUAUGUCCACUCGUCCGUGGCGCGAUGGAGGAAGUGUCUUCAUGCCAUCAAACUUAAAGACUCCAUCCUCAGCAUUGUGCAUGUUAAAGGCAGAGUCCUGGUAGCACUGGCGGAUGGAACAUUAGCAAUUUUUCACAGAGGCAUUGAUGGGCAGUGGGACCUUACCAACUACCACCUCUUGGAUCUGGGACGACCCCACCACUCAAUCCGCUGCAUGACCAUAGUCCACGACAAGGUGUGGUGUGGCUACAGGAACAAGAUCUAUGUCAUCCAGCCCAAAGCCAUGAGGAUAGAGAAGUCGUUCGACGCGCACCCACGCAAGGAGAGUCAGGUUCGACAGCUGGCCUGGGUUGGAGAUGGCAUCUGGGUGUCCAUCCGACUGGAUUCCACACUUCGAUUGUUUCAUGCGCACACCUUCCAGCACCUCCAGGACGUGGACAUCGAGCCCUAUGUCAGCAAGAUGCUCGGCACUGGUAAACUGGGUUUCUCUUUUGUGAGAAUCACAGCUUUGGUGGUGUCCUGCAGCCGACUCUGGGUGGGGACUGGAAAUGGCGUCAUAAUUUCCAUCCCGCUGUCUGAAGCCAACAAUACUUCAGCAACGGUGCCAAAUUGGCCUGGCGGUGCUGUACGGGUUUAUAGUGACGACGGUGCAGAGGGCGCCCUGCCAGCUAGCUUCGUGCCGUACUGCUCCAUGGCCCACGCCCAGCUCUGUUUCCAUGGACAUCGAGAUGCUGUCAAAUUCUUUGUUACUGUGCCAGGUCAGGCUAUGCCACCUCCUGGAAGUGCCGAUUCGGGCUCUGAUGAUCCUCCGUCUGAAUCCUCAGACACAGCCGCGUCGGAGCCCAAAACGUACCUGGUGAUGAGUGGAGGAGAGGGCUACAUUGACUUCAGAAUGGGUGAUGAAAGCGGAGAGCUGGACGGCACGUCCGAGCCGACGUCGGGCCAACAGUCGGCGCCGACCAAGGCUGAGCGAAGUCACCUCAUCGUCUGGCAGGUGGCGACCUCUCUUGAUUGAGAAAACGCCACUGUCCCAACAUCCAUUGCCCUUCUACCACACCACAGCCCGCAUGCGCAACUUCAAGUUUUUUAAUUGGAUAGCAUUCUUGAGUCAUUCACUACUUUGUAAAAAAACAAACAAAACAAAAACAAACAACAACAAUUAUUUUUUAUCAGUAUUUUUUUCUACAGUUUAUUCCUAAAAUCAGUAUGGACGUUCACUAAGUUAAGCAAUACGUCCAAGAACUCCCUUCGUUGGGGCUGCAGGUUGGAAACGCUGUUGCACACAGCUAUGACAGGGGUGGACGUUUUGAUGAGGUCAACUGUGGACGUCACGCUGGAGGACGCGCAAGGCGUUCCUGCAGACAUGGAAAGAAAGGGAGAAGGAACUUCUUGUUUGAUCUGACCUAUUAUUUCAUAUUGUACAUGUUAAGACUUUUGACAUUUGUAUACAACAAAACUCUGUGUGAGAGCUCAGGUGUGUGUGUGUGUGUGUGUUAGUGUGUGUGUCUUUACAACUCAGUCAACUGACAGUAGUGCGUUUAGCUCAGGGGUUCUCAAACUGUGCUUGGUGAGCCGUAGCUUGGGGUCCAUGAAAAAAAUUGCAAUAAAUUAUUAUAUCAGUUUGUAAAAAGUACAAACCUGCAUAAUGACGACCUGCAUGCCAAUAAAACAAACAUCAUAAACCCAUUACUCCUCGCUACAUUAGCUCUGAGGCGGUUUAAAGUUCUCAUAUGAUUGUGUCAUCAGUCACUUGGCACGCAGCCUUUAGCUACCAACAAUGAAUAAAGAUUUAAAUACUCUACUUUAAGUCCUGUUAAAUCCAAACUGACUAAUCUCGAAAAUAAGAAUAAUUAGAUUGAAAUGUAAACAUUUUGUGGCUGCACGGUGAGCGACUGGUUAGAGCUUCUGCCUCACAGUUCUGAGGACCGGGGUUCAAUCCCCGGCCCCGCCUGUGUGGAGUUUGCAUGUUCUCCCCGUGGCUGCGUGGGUUUUCUCCGGGCACUCCGGUUUCCUCCCACAUCCCUAAAACAUGCGUGGUAGGUUGAUUGAAGACUCUAAAUUGUCCGUAGGUGUGAAUGUGAGUGCGAAUGGUUGUUUGUUUAUAUGUGCCCUGCGAUUGGCUGGCAAACAGUUCAGGGUGUACCCCGCCUCCUGCCCGAUGAUAGCUGGGAUAGGCUCCAGCACGCCCGCGACCCUUGUGGGGAUAAGCGGCUCAGAUAAUGGAUGGAUGGAUGUUUAAAUUUUAAAUAAUUCCCAUUGCAUCUAAGGGUACACCAGGUAGUUACAGUAUGUUUCAUUGACAUAAGGAUUCUUGGGGGGUCUUCAGAGAGAAAAAAACAAACAAACAGUUUGGGAACCCCUGAACUCCACCUUUUAACUAAUGCUGCAAUUGGUACCCUGUGGAAGCGUACCAAAUUUGGUAUAUAACAGAUUUUGGCACCACUUUUGACAGUAGGUUAGGACCAAAUUGUACUGCUUUGUGAAAAUUGUCCUACAAUAAAUCACACCAUCUCGGCUGGGUGACACCAUGAAAUAUAUCUUCUAAAUUGGAAUAUACUCACAAAACUUCUCCUGAGAUAUAAAGGUCAUUAAUACGCAGUUAAGUUAGAUUAUAAGUUAGAAGCAUAGCAGUGGUGCACAAAAUGUCAACUCUCUGAUGUUAAAUGUUCUUUUUUUUUUUUUUUUUUUUUUUUUGAUUGCUCCAUUUUAGUUUUAUUUUUUAUUUUAUUUGCUCAUGGAUUUACAUGUGGGCUGUUUGGGUAGUGGGCUUAUUAGUUAACCAGCGUACAUUUUCUUUUGGGCAAGAGGAAAAGUGCCACAAUCUUGGUGCUUGCUGUUCCUGUUUCACAGGCACUUUAUUCUGAUAGAUGAUAGAUUAUUUGCUUGGCCAAACAAACAGUACACGCCACUGCUCUGCGUGCAAAAUAAAGUGUAGCAAGGUGUCAUCCCAAUAACCAAAUGAUGACUGAAGGAAGAGCGUGAAAAGGAAUUUAAUAAUCUAAUGAAACAGUCUUGAAUAACUAAAAGGUGUGCUUGUUUGUGUCAAAUCAACUUGAAUCGGACAUUUUCGCCAAAUGUAAUAUUUGAAUGUGGCACCUUAUAGUGGAAAUGCACACAUCACGAAAGAGACUAAUGUGCCGCAGCGUUCCCUCUGUAGGGGAAUUAUUGUUGUAUGUCUGCUUUGGGCAUUGUUUCAUAUCCAUCUCUCAAAUUUUGAAGUAUGUGAUGAUGACUGUAAAAUGCUUGCAAAAAUUGUUUUGAUGUCUGAAAAGGUCAGGCCAAGUCAGCUCUUCGUCCUUCGAAAUGAUGGCAUUAUUUUAUGUUUUUACCAUUCCAGUAUUUAUUUGCUUUGUAACAGAGCCUACCUUGCUUCCGAAUGUAACUUUUUAUCAAAACAGACUAUUGUGGAUAAUGCAGUGCUAUGAGUUUACAUGAUUGUUAAUUUUAAAGCAGUAACAGAUUAGUUUUUUUUUUUUUUAAAGCAAGUCACACGAUCACAUUUUGCAAACAGUAACAAAUGCUUUUGACAUCAAUGUACUAAGCUAUGCAUGUUUUUUUAAAACAUCACUACAAUGUUAUUGGCUCUUUAGUGCCACCAUUUUGGGUAGGAUAGGUGUGUGUGCGCGUGUGUGUGCGAGGAAGUGUGCAUGUAAGUUUGGAUGCAAAACACAUUUGUCCGUCCAUACGUGUGUGUGCGCGUGUGUGCGUGCACGCCCAUGGGUUUGUGUGAGGAAGUGUGCAUGUAAGUUUGGAUGCAAAACACAUUUGUCCGUCCAUACGUGUGUGUGUGCGGCUAUGUCGUAUUUGUGUGUAUUUUCAUCUGGAAAACAAAAAUCUCUGGAUGCCAUAAUAGUUCACCUCCUGGUUAGUGUUUGCUAAAUGAACAUCAUAGCCUUAUUUUUAACAAUCUAUUAAACUCAAUUUCACCAAGGUCCUGCUGUUUCCCCCAUCUCUUUGUGAAUCCCUUUUCAUUAAAUUUUUUUCAAUAGA